CAUGAUGUAUGUGAUUGGUGGGGCUGUGUGGGAAGGCAACGGCUACUAACCGGCCUACGGUCUAACUCUUGGUGGCGACUGCCGACUAGCGACAAUCGUCCAUCACUCACUUUCUCCGGUCUAUCCGAACGGUUCCAUCUACCGACAUGUCUAUAAAUCUGUAUUUUAAUGCUGGCGGCGGUGGUGGUGGAGGUGGCGACAGAUUUACUGGGAACGGCGGGCCAUGGGACGGCGGCUCCGGUAGGACGUGGGACGGUGGCUUCGGCAUGGCGUUGGAUGGUGGCUUUGGCAGGCCGUGCGACGGCGGCACCGUUCAACUUAGUGAUCGCGGCGGUCGUGGUCGUGGUCGUGGCGGCGGCAACGGCGGCACCGCUGAACGUGGCAUUGGUCGUGGUGGUCGUGGUCGUAGCGGCCGCGGUCGUGGCGGCGGCACCGCUGAACGUGGAAUUGGUCGUGGUGGACGUGGUCGUGGUGGACGAGGUCGAGGUGGACGUGGUCGUGGUGGACGUCAGCGUUGCGAUAAUUGUGGCUGGCAAGGCCAUGUAGCUGUCUCCUGCUAUAAGACGGCGGCAGAAGGAGCAGCUACAAAGGCUGCUAGGGCUGCUUUUGCUGCUACGAAGGCUGAAGCUGCAGUAGCAGCAGCAGUAACUUUGGUUGAAAGCCUAAAGGCUCAAUCUGCUGCUGCUGCUGCUGCUGCUGCUGCAGCUGCAGCAAAAGCGACAACAGCAACAACAACAGCAACAGCUACACCAACAGCAACAACAACAGCAACAACAACAGCAACAACAACAAAAAAAACAACAGCAACAGCAGCAGCACCAACAACAGCACCAGCAACUCAAACAGCAAAAACAUCAACAGCACAACAGCAACAGCAUCACCAAAAACAGGGGCAUACAAAAAAAAAAAAAUGUGUAAAAAAACCGUAAAAUAAAAGAAAAAAAAUAUAAAUUAUAUAUGGAUGUUUUUGUUUUCCGCUUGCCAUUAAAAAUAUUCAAUUGUUGGUUUUUGAAUUGAGAUUUAAAUGCAACUUUGUGAAUAAGAGUAUG
Molecule: messenger RNA, 1049 nt
Organism: Aphis gossypii (cotton aphid)
Lineage: Eukaryota; Metazoa; Arthropoda; Insecta; Hemiptera; Aphididae
Product: glycine, alanine and asparagine-rich protein-like
Exons: 3
Coding region: 147-929 (260 amino acids)
Source: RefSeq, a predicted model, not a curated record